UUCUCGUUCUUGCUUUUCAAUUCGAGUUUUGGAUUUAUAACUUACGUUAUUCUAUAUUACAAAGGCAGCAAUAAGCGUAACAUAAUUUAAGCGUUGAAGUGAUAACAUAUUGAUUUGUCCUAUACAGGUUUUGGAGUUUGUUUAAAUUAAAAACAACGACAGUUUUCUUUUAGUUCUUCUGGUUCUGAUUCAUUGAAGGACGUAAUCGAAAUGAAGAAAAUUGUAAUUUUUGGAUCUACCGGCAUGACCGGCCUUUGCGCUGUUGAAGCAGCAGUGAAAAAAGGUUUACAAGUGCGAGCAUUUCUUCGCGACCCCAAAAAAUUGACGGACAACCUCAAAGACAAAGUAGAGAUUUUUAAAGGCGAUGUCCUCGAACCAGAUUCAGUCGCGAACGCGGUAGAGGGCAUGGAUGGAGUUGUAGUCGUCUUAGGCACUCGCAGCUGUCUUGAUCCUACUUCAGACCUUUCCGAAGGUCUGAGGAACAUUCUAGAAGCGAUGAGAGCUAAGAAUGUGAAGACUAUUAGUACUUGUCUUUCGGCUUUCCUAUUUUACGAGCCGGAUAAAGUACCACCAAAGUUUCAGCAUUUAACCAAUGACCAUAGAAGGAUGUAUGAAGCCUUGAAGGAAACAUCCAUGAACUGGGUCGCCGUUUUCCCCCCACAUAUAUCGGAGGAACCGAGUUGCGAGGUCAUAAUUCAAUUGAAUCCUGAAAAGUCACCGGGCAGGGCCGUGUCCAAAUGGAACCUCGGUGAAUUAUUGGUGAACGCACUCACUGAACCAAAGUAUUACGGAAAUAUUGUUAGCCUCUGCGAUGCUCCUAAACAGUAGUAGGUAUUGUUAUAUGAUUGGCUGUGCGAAGCAACUGCCAGUAAACUAUAGAGAAAAAAAAGUUUAAAAAUAUGACAUUUUUUGGCGGGAAAUGUCAGUUGUUAGGUUAUGAAUUUUAACCGCGAUUUUCUGUUUGAAUAUUAUUAUAAAAACGUGUUUUACUGGAAAUUUACGGGAAACUAAAUUCUAUUUCUUUAUUUCGUGCAUUUGUUGCGUUUAAAUUUUAUAUAAUCUACUUUAUUAUAUGUUAAAAUAUGUGGAAUUGUUUCACCGCCAGUGAAAUAUUUUGGCCGUUUAUAGGGAUUGAAUUGAACAUGACACUAAAGUUUAAAUGUUUAAAUACAGUUUCAAAUACUCUUUAAUUGUGAACCGUUGUGAUUUAAUAUAAGUGUAUAGUUUAGUUUUCAGUAUUUUUAAUUACGGUUGUACGCUCAAAUAGUUUAUAUUAUUUUUAUUAUGAAAGAAAGUAUAAAACUGACAGUGGGCAAAUGUGUAAGGUUGUAUUAAUUAAAAAACUAGAACCAAAGGUUGUAUUUAACAAAUAAUGCGUUUUGAACGCUCAUGAAAUAUGCAAUAUAGAAAAUAAUUUAAUCGGAACUUUCAAAAAACUAGUUCAAGUCAAUACACGUUCAAGGCUAUGAUGGAUUGUUUUUUUUUAUAUAUUUUACCUUUCUUUUGUUAUCAAUGUACUUGUAGAUAAACUUAAGAAAAACAAAGAUACGCUUAAGACGUCCAUUUAUCUACAAUUCUUAUCAUUUUGUAUCUCAAAGUCCCCUAUGCGGCCAAAUCUAACGAAACACUUGUAAUGAUAGGAAAAAUGUCUGGAAAUAUAUUUUUACACGAGGAAUAACGCAAUAAAAGUUACUAGUA
Molecule: messenger RNA, 1698 nt
Organism: Papilio polytes (common Mormon)
Lineage: Eukaryota; Metazoa; Arthropoda; Insecta; Lepidoptera; Papilionidae
Product: flavin reductase (NADPH)
Exons: 4
Coding region: 211-828 (205 amino acids)
Source: RefSeq, a predicted model, not a curated record